Wasmannia auropunctata (little fire ant) is the source of this 1610-nucleotide messenger RNA. RefSeq lists its product as uncharacterized. The coding region runs from base 10 to 1293 and encodes 427 amino acids. Lineage: Eukaryota; Metazoa; Arthropoda; Insecta; Hymenoptera; Formicidae. The record is from RefSeq and is a predicted model, not a curated record. Gene Ontology annotation, biological process: SCF-dependent proteasomal ubiquitin-dependent protein catabolic process. The transcript is spliced from 7 exons. Gene Ontology annotation, molecular function: protein binding. Gene Ontology annotation, cellular component: SCF ubiquitin ligase complex.
AAGAAGAAGAUGAAAAUAAAGCGCAGUAAAUCUCUUUCUCCUGAACCAUCUAGUAGCAAAGAUACAAAACGUAUCAAACUUGAAGAAAUUACAAAUUUAAAUGGAACAUCUCUGAAUAUUCUUGAAUUCUCAGAUGAUGUUUUACUUAAUAUAUUAAAAUUUUUAUAUCCUCAAGAUCUUAUGGCAAUCAGCUUAUGUUGUCAAAGAUUUGCACAGUUAACGCAAGACAGAACUCUGUGGAGAAGAGUAGAUUUUCGAACAAAACCGAUAUUUCUAGAUGAUUUGAAUCAAUACAUGAAAUUUUUACAACCAAUAACAAUGAGUUUGGCAAUGCGUGGUGAUCUGAUUUCUCAUGAACGUUCGUCUCUUACACUAAAGUUUUUUAAUAAUGUGAAAAUGCUAUGUGAUCAACUCAAAGAAUUAAUCAUUGAAGAAUAUUACAUCAAUGGAGAUAAGAUUCAUAUAACAGAUUUUCCUGGCACUAUUGAAAAGCUUUCAUUAGAAGGUUGUAAAAUGAAUUACCUACAAAGUAAUAAAUCUUAUUUUUUUAAAAUGGAUCUUCACAUGCCUAAUUUGACAUGUUUGAUUUUAAGUAAUUGUGAGUGGUUUACGCCGCAUUCCUUACUAGUUAUUAGCAAAAUACCAAAACUUAAAGAACUUAGACUGAACUCAUGCCAUCGUCUGGGCGAGUGUGUUGCAUAUGCUAGUUUAGCAACUAGAUUUGGAUUCAAAACAUUAGAGGUUUUAGACUUACGUGAUACAGCACUUGGUGAUAGUGAAGUCGGUUGUUUUAGUAGCACUAAAACAUUAACACAUCUCUAUUUGGAAUGUCCUUCGACAUGGAGAAAUGAAGAAUCGCCCGAAGUUAUACAACAGCGGCAACAGGCUUUGCGAUUACCUAUAUUUGAAGAUGGUAAUCUAGCACAGUUUUUAGUCGAGGAUGGAUUUUCUUUUGAGAAUUAUGGAUUUCAACGAUGUUUGAUAUCAGAUAGAGCAAUCUGUGCACUUGGAAGUGAUACUUGCGAUAGAGAAGUUGUAAAUAGCUUCCUUGCUCCACAAGGAAUGAUAAUAUUACGAGAAGAUAGACGAAUAUCUAAUAAUCCAAAUCUUAAAACGUUAGUUGUUAGAAAUUAUCCACGUGUAACGAAUUCGAGUCUUACCCAUUUGGUUUCAAAUGCAUCGAGAUUAGAAUACUUGGAUGUUACUGGUACUUCUGUGACAAGAGAUGGUGUUGAAGAGUUUAAAUCACGAAAAAACAAUGUUAAAGUGGUCUCGUCAUUUGAUGAAACAUAGUUAAGGUCAUGUCUAGCAAAUUAGAAAUUAAUGAAUAUAUUAAUCCUUUCCGUUUAGAAAUUAUAAAUACUUUUUGAAAAGUAUUAAACUUUUAUAUUUUUUUAAAUACUACGUUGUGCUUCAAGAUAGGAUUUACUUAAGACUUCUGACUACUCGAUCAAGAACGUGUUUGGCGACGGUGGUACAACACUAUAACGUGGUAGAAAUUAGAACCUUGUUUAUUAUUAAGACCCGUUCUACAAUAUGUCGAUGUUAUAAGCCGUAAGAAUUGACCAAUCACAGUUAAAGUAAACACAGUAAAGAGAACACAAAAUAAU